AUGGCUGAGCAGGCGCAAGGCCAAUUUUGCGCACCCCAACGUCGAGCUACUAUAGUUUGUGGUGCUGAGGUAGAGUCUGCUCCUAUGGAGGCUGUGCAAUUUCCUAUUGGUGUUAAGGAGGUACAUGUUCCUGUUGUUGUGGAGGAGAUGGAGCCUUCCCAGGAUAACCUAAUGACUGAUAUGUGCUCACAGGAUAUGUUGACCAUGUCGUAUACCGAGUAUGGCAGGGAGAGAGCGUUUGACGCUGAAGGACUUAGUUUGAAUAUGGAUUUCUUAGCUCCAAUUGAUGAGAGUGAUGAUGUGGAUUUGGACCUAACAGUUGAACAAGAUUGUGAGUCGGUGGAACCUAAUAGUAAUGUGUUAGUGGGACCUAGUAAAACGAAGAACACUAAGGGAAGGCCAAAAUCUCAGGUAUGGAAGUUUUUUACUAUGAUAGAGGGGUUGGAUAAUGAGGGAAGGCAAAGAGCAAAAUGCAAUGCUUGUGGUACAUCAUAUGCCCGUGGAGGAAAACAAUAUGGGACAACUUCUCUAAAACGUCAUCUUGAAGUUUGUAAGAAAGUUAAUUUUGGAGAUGUUGGUCAGAUUAUGUUAGACAUGCAAGGAAAGCUAAAAUCAUUAAAGAUUGAUAAUUUGGUCUCUCGUGAAAUGUGUGCUCGGCUAAUUAUCAAGCGGGACCUUCCUUUUAAAUUUGCUGAGUUUGAAGAGCUUACAGCUUGGCUUCAGUACUUAAAUCCUGAUUACAUUCCUAUCACUAGAAAUACCGCCAAGGCUGACGUUGUGAGAAUAUACAAAAGGGAAAAAGAAAAGAUUAAGAUACAAAUGGCCCACACUCCUUGUAGGAUUUCUUUAACUUCUGAUUUAUGGACAUCAAUUAAUACCGAGGGCUAUAUUACUUUAACUGCUCUUUAUGUUGAUACAAAUUGGAAGUUAAAUAGUAAAAUCCUCAACUUUUGUCACAUGCCUCCUCCUCACACAGGUUUUGAGUUGUGUAAAAGAAUAUCUGAGUUUUUGAAUGAUUGGGGAAUAGAGAAAAAGGUUUUUACCAUUACUUUGGAUAAUGCUUCUGCAAAUGAUGUGAUGCAGCAAACUUUGAAGAGUCAGCUAGCCUUACAAAAUUGGUUGUUAUGUAAAGGGGAGUUUUUUCAUGUUCGUUGUUCUGCAUAUAUCUUAAAUCUAAUUGUGCAAGAGGGUCUUAAAGUAGCUUAUGGUGCUUUGCAAAAGAUUAGGGAAAGCAUUAAACAAGUGAAGGGUUCAGAGAGUAGGAUGGUAAAAUUUAAGCAAUGCGUUGAUAUGGUUGGUAACAUUGAUGUAUCAAGUGGGUUGGUUACAGAUGUGCCUACAAGAUGGAAUUCAACAUAUUUGAUGCUUAAAAGUGCUCUGAAAUAUCAACGUGCAUUUGAAAACCUUCAUUGUUAUGAUGCAAAUUAUACAACUAAUCCUUCAAAGGAAGAGUGGGUGAGACUUGAAAAAAUGAGUAGGUUCUUGUUGCCAUUUUAUGAAAUUACCACUUUGAUGUCCGGAACAAGCUAUCCCACUUCAAAUUUGUACUUCUUGCAAAUUUGGAAAAUUCAACAUGUAGAUGUUGUUGAUUGGCUAUAG
This is a messenger RNA of Vicia villosa (hairy vetch), 1599 nucleotides long. Its product is annotated as zinc finger BED domain-containing protein RICESLEEPER 2-like. The coding region runs from base 1 to 1599 and encodes 532 amino acids. The transcript has 5 exons. NCBI's taxonomy places the organism in Eukaryota, Viridiplantae, Streptophyta, Magnoliopsida, Fabales, Fabaceae. The record is from RefSeq and is a predicted model, not a curated record. Gene Ontology annotation, molecular function: DNA binding.